Molecule: messenger RNA, 1081 nt
Organism: Acomys russatus (golden spiny mouse)
Lineage: Eukaryota; Metazoa; Chordata; Mammalia; Rodentia; Muridae
Gene: Steep1
Product: STING1 ER exit protein 1
Exons: 9
Coding region: 231-998 (255 amino acids)
Source: RefSeq, a predicted model, not a curated record
AUACAGCCCACGCUUGAUGGAAAAAAUUCUUCAUAUGGCCGAAGGUAUUGAUAUUGGGGAGAUGCCGUCAUAUGAUCUGAUGCUGCCCAAAGCUUCCAAAGGCCAAAAACGCUACCUUUCAACCUAUGAUGGCUAAUGCUGUUGUCAACUUUGAUUGCCGAAGCAUCUUUUUGCAGUGGGCAAUGGUUACUGCAGAGACGCACACCUGGUCAAAAUGCUGAAGAGUCUUAAUGUUGGAGGCUCCAUCCUACAUUGAACAUCUUAACCAUCAACUUCAGGAACAAGGAAAUAUCCUCAAGGAGAGGUUUUCUGGCUGCUGUGGCGGAGCUAUGCCGAAAGUCGUGUCCCGGUCGGUUGUUUGCUCCGACACCCGAGACCGCGAGGAAUAUGAUGACGGCGAGAAGCCCCUUCACGUCUACUACUGUUUAUGCGGCCAGAUGGUCCUGGUGCUGGAUUGUCAAUUAGAGAAAUUGCCCAUGAGACCCCGGGACCGGUCUCGCGUGAUCGAUGCUGCCAAACAUGCCCAUAAGUUUUGUAACACAGAAGAUGAGGAGACUACCUAUCUUCGGAGACCUGAGGGUAUUGAACGCCAAUACAGGAAGAAGUGUGCAAAGUGUGGACUGCCGCUCUUCUACCAGUCCCAGCCGAAGAAUGCUCCUGUGACCUUCAUUGUGGAUGGAGCAGUAGUGAAAUUUGGUCAAGGCUUUGGGAAAACCAAUAUAUAUACUCAGAAACAAGAGCCUCCUAAGAAGGUUAUGAUGACCAAACGGACUAAAGACAUGGGCAAGUUCAGCUCCGUUACUGUGUCUACCAUUGAUGAAGAGGAAGAAGAGAUAGAGGCCAGGGAAGUUGCUGACUCCUAUGCACAGAAUGCCAAAGUGAUUGAAAAACAGCUGGAGCGCAAAGGCAUGAGCAAGAGGCGGCUACAAGAGCUGGCUGAAUUGGAAGCCAAGAAAGCAAAAAUGAAGGGGACCCUGAUCGACAACCAGUUCAAAUAACCAGGAUCUUUCUGAGUAUAGACUGGAGGUCAGCACUUAAAUCAGGAAGAAGAGCUUCAAGAUGUAGUGGUCUGCUUUCUAAU